Molecule: messenger RNA, 1473 nt
Organism: Clonostachys solani
Lineage: Eukaryota; Fungi; Ascomycota; Sordariomycetes; Hypocreales; Bionectriaceae
Source: the annotation of a GenBank genome assembly
AUGCCUGGAAUACCCAGGUCACGAGGAUGCUCAAACUGCAAACUUCGCAGAGUAAAGUGCGAUGAGACUUGGCCAUCAUGCGAAAGAUGCAAGAGACACGGUAUCGUCUGCACGGGCCCAACUGAGCUGAUCAAAUUCGUCCAUAGGGGACGCCAUCCGAAUCACAGACUGCCAGUUCAACCCAGCGCCGGCGGCUCGGGAGAUCCGUCGCAAAGCCCAUUCCAGCUUCAGUGUGUUUCUCAAUCAUCGAUCCCUGGUACCGUCCGUCAGGCACAUUCCGGCUACAUGAUGUCGUUUCGCCUUGCCCAACCCCGGCCUACCAUGACCACCUCUGCAGAUCGCAUCGCUGCUCGGCUCGUGCAUCAUCUUGAUAAUGCUCCUGAACGGCAAAUGAUCAUGCAGACGGCGCGAUUGGAAGAUUUCCCAGUGCGGCUAGAAGGCAAUGCCAGUCUCCGGGACUCCAUUGCGCUUCUCUGCUCCGUGUGGGCAUCCUACCGCUCCAGGGCACCACCUACAGAGUUUAUCAAUAUGCCUUUGUAUGGCAAGGCUAUUCGCAGCUUAUCCCGUACGCUUGACACAGGCCAGGCCAUCUCGGUGGAGACUUUGGCAUCCAUCGCCAUCCUGCAGAGGACAGAAGACCUGUUCGACCCUGGAGAUCGUCGUUUCAUGCACGAAAAGGGGAUCGCCACUCUGCUGGCCAGGCUAGGUCCUCCUAAGCCAAACGAUAAAUUCUACGCAAGCUUACUGUGUGAAUGCUAUUCAAUCUUGGUACCAUAUUGGGUCAAAACUGAUUGGAACAACAUGCUGGAUGAUCCAGCUUGGAAGGACGCCAUUGUAGCCUGCAUGACGGAUUAUAUUGGAAUUGAAGAGUUGCAGCCAAUGCUAGCAUCAUCUCUCACGCAAUACAACCAUGUCUCGCAGAGGCUACCCGAGAUUAUGCGAGGGAUGAGGACCAUCAACAAUCCAUCUGGCAAGGCCCCAGGAUUCGAUGUAUCGCCGCUCAUUUCAAAAAUGGCCACCGAGCUUCGUGAUAUGGAAGCUGCAGCAGGGGAAACCAGCUCCUCGGCAAUGGAGAAGGCGAUGGAGUUGAAAGCUGUCACUGAGGUUAACGAUUCAACGUUUAUUCACGGGACUUGCUAUCACUUUUCGUCAACCAACCUGGUCCAGUCUCUCAUUUCCUUUGUUAGUCUUCACCUAUGUCUCCUUCAGCUGCGCUACAAGUGGAGUUCUGCCUACCAGCUUUCUGAUUCACAAGCGCUGUGCGCUUCCUUCGAGACAAGGUGUUAUCAAUUGUGGAAGUUCAUCCCGUUCGUGCGAAAGGUCAAACUGUUUCUGGCCAACAUCCACCAAGAUGCGUUUGCGCUAACUCUCGAAAUUGCCAAUGAGAAGGAGAAAAAAUAUCUUUUAGAUCUGUUUAAAGAAUUGGAUAGCUACGCACCGGGACGAUUUGAGGCGUUGAUCACAGCAUCCUAG